Molecule: messenger RNA, 4776 nt
Organism: Oreochromis aureus
Lineage: Eukaryota; Metazoa; Chordata; Actinopteri; Cichliformes; Cichlidae
Gene: frmd6
Product: FERM domain containing 6
Exons: 14
Coding region: 397-2229 (610 amino acids)
Biological process (GO): positive regulation of hippo signaling
Cellular component (GO): cytoplasmic side of apical plasma membrane; cytoskeleton
Source: RefSeq, a predicted model, not a curated record
UCCCUCCUUUCACUCGUCCCUUCACCGCACAUGUAUUCCUAUGUGGAGCUCCAGCGCGGACAGUGUGGCUCCAGCCGAAGGCGGCCGAACGACUACUCUUCCCAAAAACUUACUGAAGUCCUUCUAAACUGUGGAUUUCUUGUUCUUUUUUUCUUUUCGGAAAAAACUCCUUUUGGAUUAACCACUUCAAAGGGGAAUAACUUGUUUUGUCAUUAAAAGUGGCUGACUACAGCUCGGGUCCCCAUGCCCUGUCUUGUGAGCACUGCUUGGCCCGCUGAGCCCAUAGGUGCGUCUAUACCGGGCUACAGCUGAAGCAGGUCUGGUCGGUGGUGGAGGUGGGUCCUCGGAGGGCCCGAUAGCAGGCGAAGAAGCCUGUCCCGUCUCAGCCACACGAAGAUGAACAAACUGAACUUCCACAACAACAAAACCAUGCAGGACCGCCGCUGUGUCUGUGUCUUUUUGCCCAAUGAUGACACACUGAAUGUCAUAGUUAAUGUGAAGAGUUUGUGCCAGGAACUAUUGGUCCAGGUGUGUGACCUCCUCAGGCUGAAGGACUGUCAUCUGUUUGGGCUCAGUGUUAUUCAGAAUAAUGAGCACAUCUAUAUGGAGCUGGAUCAGAAAUUGUCCAAGUACUGUCCCAAAGAAUGGAAGAGAGAAGCAAGCAAGGGCAUUGAUCAGUUUGGGCCUCCAAUGAUCAUUCACUUCAGAGCUCAGUAUUAUGUUGAGAAUGGACGAUUGAUCAGCGAUCGGGUGGCCAGGUACUACUACUACUGGCACCUUAGGAAACAGGUGCUUCUCUCUCAGUGUAUCCAAAGGGAGGAGGCCUACUUCCUCUUGGCAGCCUUCGCCCUGCAGGCUGACCUCGGCAAUUUCAAACGCAACAAGCACUUUGGGAAAUACUUUGAACCUGAAGCGUACUUCCCCCCAUGGGUGAUAGCCAAGCGUGGCCGUGAGUACAUUCUGAGGCAUAUCCCAAACAUGCACAAAGACCAGUUCGCUCUCACGGCUUCAGAGGCACACCUCAAGUAUAUCAAGGAGUGCGCCCAGCUUGAUGAUGUCACAGUACACUACUACAGACUCUACAAGGAUAAGAAAGAAGUCGAAGCAUCUCUUACAUUGGGCCUGACUUUACGUGGUAUUCAAAUAUUCCAGAAUGUCGGGUCUGUGAGGCAGCUGUUGUACGACUUCCCUUGGACCAAUGUGGGAAAACUGGUAUUUGUGGGGAAGAAGUUUGAAAUCCUUCCUGACGGUCUACCCUCGGCUCGUAAACUCAUCUACUACACAGGAUGUCCUAUGCGGUCUCGCCACCUCCUGCAGCUGCUCAGCAACAGCCACCGGCUCUACAUGAACCUGCAGCCGGUUCUCAAACAAGUCCGUCGACUGGAGGAGAACGAAGAGAAGAAGCAGUACCGGGAGUCAUACAUCAGCGAUGCUCUUGAACUAGACAUGGAUCAUCUGGACAAGCGUUCCCGUGCUAGUGGCAGCAGCGCAGGCAGCACGUCUCAUCACAAGCGUCUGUCUCGCCACUCCACUACCAGCCACGGCAGCUCGCACACCUCCGGCAUUGAGGCGGACAGCUUCAGGGCCCCCGGCCAGGCCCCGCACAGACCCCUGCGCACCUGCAGCUCGUCCACAACCAGUCACGGGAGCUCGCACACCUCUGGCAUCGAGAGCAGCGGCAAGGAACGCAACCUAGAUGAUGAAGAGAUUGAGAUGCUGGUGGAUGACCCCAAAGACUAUGAGGAGCUUCAUGAGAUGGCCCUGGAUCAGGAGAUGUGCAUCCACAUUACUGAGGACAUGCUGACGAUGUCACCUGAUCAGACCAACGGAUAUUCAGGAUUGAUUGUAAAAGAUGUUAGCUCCUCCACAUCCAGCUCCUCUGAGACUGUCGUCAAAAUGAGAGGACAGAGCAUCGAGUCUUUGCCACAGACGUCUGCCUGCAGGAACCCUCAGUCUUCGACCGACCGCCACAGCCAAUCACUAGACGACAUCCGCCUCUAUCAGAAGGACUGCCUGCAGUGGGCGGAGCUCUGCCAGGACACCGCCCACAGCUACACAUUCGGUUGCGCUCAAGAGCUAAGCGACAGCAGCGGCGGUGGCGGCUAUCAAGGCCUGGCCGAUCAACGUGCCGGCAUGCUUGGCGAGCAGCACCCGUUUCCCAUCAAGAGAACCAACAAGUACUUCUCUCUGGACCUGACCAGCGAUGAGGUUCCCGAGUUUGUCGUGUGACAGAAGCACAAAGUAGGCGACCUCAGGGUGCCCUUUUCGCUUCUCCACGUCAGACGUGGAGAUGUUUCAGGCCUCAGGGAACGAGAUGAGAGGAGCGCUGCAGAGCUGGUUUCUAUUCUUGGCAGCAAAUAGUAGCGAUGAGUAAACUGGCAACAAGUUAGCUGCCCCUUUUAAGCACCACUCGAGAUGUUUCACAUAACACAUAAUAAAUCAAUAGACAUUGUCUGUCUGAAAAUCAGACUUUAAGAACAAACACUGGGCUCAAAAGAACUAAAAAAAACUGCACCCCAAGGUCAAAAGAAACAAAAGGGAAGGGAUCUUUAAAAAAAAAAAAGAAGAAGAUUUUAUUUAAUUCAGUCUCCUCCAAACUGAUCCGUUUCUUUACAAAGUCAUCAAAAGACUUGUGCAUGUAGGUUUACAGCAGACAGAUUAAUGCACCUGACAAGCUUUUCAAAGAUCUUCUGUGGAGGACACAAAGGACAGAAAUCACGCUGAGCUACAAACCAAAGACGAGAUGGAAAUAAACUGAAACUACAUCUGUCUCUACAUCCAGUGUGGCAGAACAUUACAUGUCAGUCAUGCAGGGAGGGAACAUGGACCCACAAUCCUCUGUGUGAGAGCGGCCAUGCCUCCGUCCUCCUCUCUUCUUCUGCUCCACCACUUCAUUUUACCUCAACUGGAAGUGGAGUGUGCCAACCCCCCUCACCCUCCCAGACUGGACUUUUUCAUAAUUUGAACAUAAACCCGACGUGCCUUUAUCACACUAUGCAGGUGUCAGUCUCGCGCCUCGACAAUCACACAUCUUCACCCUUAGAUCCAAGCCAUCAGAACUCAAGCUCUGCUUUAACAUUGCGCGCACACACACACAUAAACACAGAGGUCAAGCUAGUUUUUCAGCAAUUAAAUGUUAAAAAUAUCCGGAUUUCACAAUGUUUUGUGUCCUGUCAAAUUCAGCCGAGCUUCCCAGGAGGAAUGAGGUCGGGUGAGUUCCUACGUGUUCUGACUCGCUCUGAGAUUGCGGCCACAAAAGUUUCCCUGUAAUCUAGCCUGAAAAUGGAGCCGGGCUGGCUGUCAGCCAAAACAAACCACACUUUGACGCAUACAUAUACAUUCUCCUUUGACUCUUCAAAUCCUUUUGUUUCAGCUUUUGUUUUAAACUGGAAUUUGUUACAUUUUUCUCUUAAAAAUCAAUUUAUAUGUUGUAUUUUUUAUGAACUGUAUAUGUUACACACUUAAUCUGUGUAAGGUUAAAGUCAUUCAGUAUUACAAGCCAGUGUAGGUGACAGUAUUAAGGACAUGUGGCUCUGAACAAGAAAGACAGGUUUUAUUGUCGGUUUGAUUCAAGAGAUGUGACCGUUACUCAAGAUUUCAAUACUCUAGAAGUGGCACUGUUUCCACUGCGGUUUGUAAGGCAGGUGGUUGUGGAGUGACAUCUUUUCAUCAGAAAUGGAGACUAUUUCCCUGAACCGAUGUUUCAAAACUAUUUUUCCGUUUUUCUUUACCCCACUGAAUAGUAUGAUUGAGAGCAGGAGGAGGUCAGUCAGUUAUUGCUUUUGAUCAACAGUUUUCUUUUUUUUUUUUAUCAUGACAUGAGGAGAAAAUGGUGUAAAUGUUCAGUUUUAGAUAUUGAGGAUCAUGAAUUUUUUUAAAAAACGCUGCUUUAUAAUGAUGUAGGAUCAUUUUGCUAUAAAGCUACAGCUUAGCUUAGCUAAAAGACACAAAGAACAAUUAUCCUGGUAGUCCAUCCUGGUAGUCCAUCCACCUGCCAGCUCACAUUCAUUCAACAUGAGGGUGUAGGAACUGUUCAUUGCCAUUUUAAAACUGAAAGUUUUGGGGUUGGCUAAAUCAAACCCCUCAGUUUAACCCCACCUCCUGCCCUCUUUCUUCUUCUUUUUUCUUGUUGCAGUCAGCAAACAAAAGCGAGGUGUUAAUGUGGUGAUACUCCAGCGACUUUUUGUGCCAACCUGUAUGACACGUGCAGUGUAAGAACCGUUAGCUGAGAGUUUAAAACUCAUUUAUCGUGGUUUUAAGUGUCCUGCGCUUAAAAACGCUAUUUUAACACAGUCUAUCAGACAGCAUCAAUGAGGAUUUUUAUGCAAUACAUAACAAAUACAUGGAUUUAAUUAAAGCUGUGUAAUUAAAUCAACUUCUAUAUUUCAUACUGUUUGUUCUUUAACUGUUUAUAUAAUUACUCAUUAACUGAAAAUGUCUAUUUUGAUGGACAGCAAUGUUUCUUAUAUUAAAACAGCAUGUGUUAAGGUACAUAGCCAUACAUUCAUAACCCAUGUCCUUAAAGUCUUCCUGAUUUACUUCUUUGGCUCUGCUAUAUGGUCAUACUUACACUUUGUAAGAGUCUGUAUGUCUGUGCCCAUAAUCCUUUCUGUGAAAGGAUCGCCCUGCAGGUAAAAAUGUUUUUUGUCACCUUGUUGUUCAAAAAAAAAAAAAAGAAGAAAAAAAAAAAGAUUUGUUAUAAUGAAGUCUGGUCCGUGCCUUCUUGGUACUAAUGCCCUCAAUAUCCAAUAAAUAGGUACAUUUAUCUACCAAUUA